AUGUCAAAAGCAAUAACUUAUUACUAUCCAUGGGUGGGAAGUUUAAGAGACAAUGCUACCAUUGACUGUGAUGAUACUGGGGUUGAAUUCUUGGAAGUUGAAGUGAAUUUUCCGAUGGAUAAAUGCGAAGGAAUAGCAAUCAGUGUGUGUCUGUCACACAAAGUGGGCGAUGCGCGCAACACCCUCUUCUUUGUGAGGGAUUCGCCCGCAUUAACUGGAGAUCUUAAUGCAAAAUUAGUAUAUUCUCCAUUCAUCAACCAGGGUUCCUUAGUACUGUCACCAUCUGAUAGUCCUCUGUCCUUCCCAGCAAUCUUAUCAAAACUAGAAGAAUGUAUAGAACUCGAAAAGAGGUUCUAUUUUUCUGCCUCAAAGAUAAGAGCUCUCAAAGAUUUGGUUGUUGCUGAAUUAAGUGUCGAAAAUCCAACAACGACUGAGGUAGUUAGUGCACUUGUUUACGAAUGUGCUGUUAUUAUCAACUUGGGUUCAUCUCAUGAGCAAUCUCGGUUGGUCCUACUAUCAGAUAUACAAAAAGAAAUUUCACAUUCAGUACCACCAACUUCCAUCAACAAUAUUCUCACAAUCUUUACCGCACCAAUAUACAACAACAAAGGAGACCUUAGGGUAUCAAAUUUAGUAGCCGAUAUAUGA
Messenger RNA from Nicotiana attenuata, 648 nucleotides. RefSeq names its product acylsugar acyltransferase 3-like. NCBI's taxonomy places the organism in Eukaryota, Viridiplantae, Streptophyta, Magnoliopsida, Solanales, Solanaceae. The record is from RefSeq and is a predicted model, not a curated record. The coding region runs from base 1 to 648 and encodes 215 amino acids. The transcript has 2 exons.